AAAUGCACUCUGUCCUCAACUGUCCCAUUGACACAGUGACUACAGACACCGAUAUAACAUCAUAUCACAGCAGUGGGAUGGCGAUGAACUCACAGAAUCCCCUGUGCCUUUCCUGGUCUGUCUUGUGAAAGGCUUCUUUAUCUGUUGAAGAGCUCCUGAUAGCCAGACUGGUUUACUCAUCAAUGGUCUCCUAACAGGCAGGGCAGGCAGGACCACAACAAACCGUCAAAACACUUAAUUGUUUUAUGUUUCCAUCUUUGAGCCAUCUUCCUAGUUUUCCUCUUGGAGCCAGCAGCAGGUGGUCCACACCAAUGUCACUCCCUCAAAGCCGGAAGCCCUCUGCAGGUCAGCGCAGGCGGCCAGUGGCCACUAGCAGUGGGCGCCAUUCCUAUAGCGAUGCCUCCAAUACCAACACUUACCCCGGCAGGGCUAGUGAGGGUAGUCCUACAGCCCGGACAUAUCCUGGCACACCUAAGCAUCAGGUGAAGCAUGCAACCUGCAGUGAUAACCAUGGGAUUUGGCCCCCCACACCAGAGCAGUACCUCACCCCACUGCAGCAGAAGGAGGUGUGUAUCAGACACCUGCGAGCCAGGCUGAGGGAGAAUGUCCAGAGGCUGCAGCACAGGGACAGUGAGAUAGCUGAGAUGAAGACCCAGCUGUGUCGGAUGCAGGAGGACUGGAUAGUGGAAGAGUGUCACCGUGUCGAGGCCCAGCUGGCUCUGAAGCAGGCGCGCAGGGAGAUCCAGCACCUGCACGAGGUCGUGGAGACAGUACAAUCAAACCUCGGCACCCCAGAAAAAGCCCCCUAUGCCAAAAAGCCAUACAUCUCACCGCAGAGACCCCGGCCUACAAAGUCCCGCUCCUGUGGGUGCUCCCCAGCCAGCACCUUGAGCCGCACCACGGCCUACACCCGGCUGAGCAGUGAGGCCCUCUAUGUGGACCGUAAUGGAAACGCCCCAGGGCCUGACCUGCGUGCAGCGGCACAGGUAGAAAGGGGGCGGACCCACCUGCUUCUGGAGGCGGCCCUUCUGUCAGAGCAGCAAACCCCGUCUGGCCCCGCCCUGGUCCACGGCCCCUCCUCCUCUACCAUGCCACGCUCCUCCACCUACGAGAGGCUGUGCAGUGGAGGGGCUGUGCUGCCCAUCUCCCACACCUGCCACUCCCUGAGUAACAGCUGCAGGUGCAGUGGACACACCUACCUCCCUCAUCACCACCUCUUCCUUCACCUCCCGCAGGAGGAGCCCUCGGCUACAGUGGCGGCGGCUGCUGCUAUCCCCGUGAGGGAGGCAAAACCGGAGGUCCGAUCCCAGGCCUGCAGCCCCACCAUGACCUGGGUCUCAGAGGAAGGAGGGGGAGAGGAGCUGAGCAUCAUCUCCCUGGCAACAACCAACAUCACCCCAGCCUACUCAGAGCAACAGCUGUUCCCUCCCUCCUUGUCUUCCUCCCCAGCUCCCCAGCUCUCCUACAACCUAGAGCCACAGUCUCCAGAUGGCCAUGUGGAGAUGACAAUGAUGCCAACAGUGGUCCAAACCUGCCAGCCCAAGCCAAUGUUGUCACCAGAGAGGCAAGGAGGUGUGACAGGGGUGGAGGAUGAAGAGAAGGGUGAAGCUGUUGAGGCUGUUGAAGUUGACGGUGAAAACGUUGUGGGAGGGGAAGAGGGGGAGGACGGUGCUCCCCAGCGGAACUUCUGGAGCCGAUACUUCCUGGUGGACCUGUUGGCAGUGGCCAUGCCGGUGGUGCCAACGGUGGCCUGGCUGUGUCAUGGGGCCCCGCGGCAGGUCAUGCCUGUGUACCACAUCGGUUCUCUGCUACGGGGUUGCUGCGCUGUGGCCCUUCACUCUCUGCGACGCGGGGGACGUGGCCCCACGAGCAUGAAUGGGGCAUCCAAUAUCUGACAACUUUACUCCUUAGCCCAGACUUCCCUCACAGCAACCAUGCAACCCCAACCUCUAACGAGUCACAGCCAGAACAGCAAUCAGACUUUGAUUUUGACUUGAACUUAUAUUGCUUUUUAUUCUCCACCCACCACGUCUGAUUUGAUGACCUUGAGAU
Molecule: messenger RNA, 2052 nt
Organism: Oncorhynchus masou masou (cherry salmon)
Lineage: Eukaryota; Metazoa; Chordata; Actinopteri; Salmoniformes; Salmonidae
Product: syntaphilin-like
Exons: 6
Coding region: 246-1895 (549 amino acids)
Biological process (GO): neuron differentiation
Cellular component (GO): mitochondrion; cytoplasmic microtubule
Source: RefSeq, a predicted model, not a curated record